Molecule: messenger RNA, 7878 nt
Organism: Nothobranchius furzeri (turquoise killifish)
Lineage: Eukaryota; Metazoa; Chordata; Actinopteri; Cyprinodontiformes; Nothobranchiidae
Gene: dock4b
Product: dedicator of cytokinesis 4b
Biological process (GO): cell chemotaxis; small GTPase-mediated signal transduction
Cellular component (GO): cytoplasm; plasma membrane
Molecular function (GO): small GTPase binding; guanyl-nucleotide exchange factor activity; GTPase activator activity
Source: RefSeq, a predicted model, not a curated record
CAUAUUUCCUACGGUUCGUGAAGGCAGCACGUCUCUGUACCACUACGAGCAGCAGCAGCAGCAGCAGCAGCGCUUUCUCCUCCUGUAACCUAAACAAUGAGUCCUACUACAGACCGCAGGAAAGCACACCAAUAGAAUGCGUUACACAGACCGAAAACCCGACAUAUCGCUGCUAUUCCGACGCCUCACCUAAAUGUACGGACCGUAAACAUGUGGAUACCGACAGAACACGAAAAAUACGGCGUCGUGCUGGUCAGCUUCCGAGGUACCAUCCAGCAUGGCCUGCCUCUGGAAAUCGGAGACACGGUGCAGAUCCUGGAGAAAUGUGAAGGAUGGUACAGAGGAUUCAUCCUUAAGAAUCCCAACGUCAAGGGGAUCUUCCCAUCCAGCUACAUCCACUUGAAGAAUGCUGUUGUUAAGAACAAAGGGCAAUUUGAGACUGUGAUCCCAGUGGAAGACUCGGUCAUCACUGAGAUGACAUCGACGCUCCGAGAUUGGGGUGCCAUGUGGAAACAGCUCUAUGUGAAGAACGAGGGGGAUUUGUUCCACAGGCUUUGGCAUGUGAUGAACGAAAUCUUGGACCUGCGAAGGCAGGUUCUGGUCGGCCACCUCACUCAUGACCGCAUGAGAGACGUCAAGCAGCACAUCACAGCGCGAUUGGACUGGGGCAACGAACAACUCGGCUUGGACCUGGUCCCCAGGCGGGAGUUCAGCAUGGUGGACCCUGAUGAAAUCAGCGUCACAGAGCUUUACAGACUGAUGGAGCAUCGGCAUCGUAAGAAGGAGGCAGCAGCGCCUGCUAGCACCCAUCAUUUGUUCGUCCAUGUGAAGAGCCUGAUGAGCGCCAACCUGGGGGAGGAGCUUGAAGUCUUCUUUCACAUUUAUGAUGGACGGGAGAAUCGACCGCUCAGUGAAAGGUUCUUUGUCAGACUGAAUAAGAGCGGGUUGCCCAAGUGGCCAGAGAAGUCAGAAAGACAAUGCACGCUGUUUGUGGAUUUAGGAAGCAGUGAUCUACGAAAAGAUGUCUACAUCGUCGUCCACAUCAUAAGAAUAGGGAGGAUGGGAGCAGGAGAGAAGAAGAACACAUGCAGCGUUCAGUACAGGCGGCCGUUUGGCUGCGCUGUUGUCAGCAUUGCUGAUCUCCUCACUGCUGACUCCAAGGAUGACCACCUGCUCAAAGUUUACGCGUGCAACACGGAGAGUGAGUGGUACCAAAUCCAUGAGAACAUUGUCAAAAAGGCCAAUUCUAGGUACAACUUGUCUGGAUCCAACACUGGCUUGGCUGUGGCUCUCCAGCUCCUCCACGGGGACAUCGAGCAACUAAGGCGGGAGUACAUGGGCCUCUUCACGCGGGGUGUGUGUAUCACAAAAAAACUGGGCUUUUCUGACAUCAUCAUGCCAGGAGAGAUGAGGAAUGACCUUUACGUCACACUAGAGAGAGGAGAGUUUGAGAAGGGUGGGAAGAGCGUUGCCCGGAACGUAGAGAUCACAGUCUAUGUGCUGGACGUUGAUGGACAAGUCCUCAAGAGCUACAUGGCUGCAGGUUCAGGAGAGCCAGGUGGGGAUGAUUACCACUCUCUGGUGCUGUACCACAACAACAGUCCCCGUUGGGCCGAGCAGAUCAAACUGCCCAUCCCGGUUGACAUGUUUCGAGGAUCGCAUGUCCGCUUCGAGUUUCGGCAUUGCUCUACUAAAGACAAAGGAGAGAAGAAACUGUUCGGCUACUCCUUUGUUCCUCUGAUGCAGGAAGAUGGCAGGACUCUGCCAGAUGGCACCCAUGAGCUCAUUAUCCAUAAGUGUGAAGAAAAUACCAGCUUCGCUGACUGUUUGCGCUACCUGAAGCAGCCGUUUUCCAAGGCCAACCUUCCCUCCAACAAUCAGACGCUCAAAGCCACUAAGGAGUCUUUCUGGAUCACCAGUUUCCUGUGUUCCACCAAGCUCACGCAAAACGGUGAUAUGUUGGACCUGUUGAAGUGGCGAGCCCACCCUGAACGCAUCAACGACAGCCUCUCGAAACUAAAAGAAAUCGAUGGCUCAGAGAUCGUCAAGUUUCUUCAGGACACCUUGGACACUCUCUUUGGCAUUUUGGAUGAAAGCUCCCAACGAUAUGGGCUCAAAGUGUUUGAUUCUCUGGUGCACAUCAUCAACCUUCUGCAGGACAGCAAGUUCCAGCACUUCAAGCCGGUCAUGGACACCUACAUUGAGAGCCACUUUGCUGGAGCUUUGUCCUACAGGGACCUGAUCAAAGUUCUGAAGUGGUACAUGGAUCGCAUUGUUGAUGCAGAGCAUCAGGAUCACAUCCAGCAGGUGCUCAAGGCCAGCGAGUACAUCUUCAAGUACAUCAUCCAGUCUCGGCGGCUCUUCUCAUUGGCCACUGGAGGCCAGAAUGAGGAGGAGUUCAGAGUCUGCAUCCAUGAGCUCUUCAUGUCCAUCCGCUUCUUCCUUUCCCAGGAGAACAACGGCACCAGCCCUGUUGCACAGACGCAGGCGGUGUUCCUGCGAAUGUUCCCCACGACCUACAACGAGCUGCUGAAGAUCUUCACGGUGCGGGAGGUGGCCGGUUUUGUCAGGGAGACGCUGGCCAGCCUGCCUUCCGUCGUCCAGGCCGACAGUCCGCUGGACGCCGUCAAACUGCAGUGCAUUGCUAAGACGGUGGAAAGCCAGCUUUAUGUCAACCCAGAGUCGCGGUGCAUCCUGCUACCUGUGGUGCUCCAAGUACUGCAGAUUCACCUGCAGGAGCAGAGAGACCUGGUCAUGUGUGCUCGCAUCCUUACUAGCAUGCUGUCCCUCAUUAGGAAGGAGGAAAAUGGCACUGUGGACCCCACGGUUUCUGAGGAAGUGGAGCUGAUUGUGGAAAGUCUGCUGGGAGUUUUACUGAGGACCAUUCUGGAAAUCAGCAACCGGCCUCAGCCUGCUGGACCCACCAUGAGACUACAGUUCCAAGAUGUCACUGGAGAGUUUGUGGCAUGUUUGUUGGUGCUGCUUCGACAGAUGAGUGACAAGCACUACCAGAAGCUGCUGCAGGCGUUCAGCAACAAAGACGAUCUGAGGGACUUCCUUCUUCAUAUCUUCACUGUUUUCAGAAUCCUAAUCAGACCGGAGAUGUUUCCUAAAGACUGGACAGUCAUGCGGCUGGUUACUAAUAAUGUAAUCAUCACUACUGUCCUCUACCUUUCUGAUGCUCUGAGAAAAAACUUCCUCAAUGACAAGUUUGAUUAUAAGGUUUGGGACUCGUACUUCUAUCUUUCUGUAAUAUUCAUCAACCAGCCUUGUCUCCAACUGGAAUCCUUCUCUCCCUCCAAGAGGAAGAAAAUACUGGAAAAAUAUGGAGACAUGAGGGUGAUGAUGGGCUGUGAAAUCUUCAGCAUGUGGCAAAAUUUAGGGGAGCACAAGUUGAACUUUAUUCCAGCAAUGAUUGGACCCUUCCUGGAGGUGACCCUGGUGCCUCAGCCAGAUCUGAGGAAUGUCAUGAUCCCCAUCUUCCAUGACAUGAUGGACUGGGAGCAGAGACGCAGUGGGAAUUUUAAGCAGGUGGAAGCCAAGCUAAUCGACAAGCUGGACAGCCUGAUGUCUGAGGGCAAAGGAGACGAGACCUACAGGGAGCUCUUCAACAGCAUAAUUCCUCUGUUUGGUCCAUACCCUAGCCUCCUGAAGAAGAUCGAGCGGGAGACGUGGAGGGAGAGUGGGAUCUCUCUGAUCGCAACCGUCACUCGCCUGAUGGAGAGGUUGCUGGACUACAGGGAUUGUAUGAAGUUGCAGGAAGUGGACGGGAAAAAGAUUGGAUGCACAGUCAGUUUACUGAAUUUCUACAAAACCGAGCUGAACAAAGAGGAAAUGUACAUCCGUUACAUCCACAAACUGUACGACCUGCACUUGAAAGCACAAAACUACACGGAGGCGUCGUACACCCUGCUGCUGUAUGACGAGCUGCUGGAGUGGUCUGACAGGCCGCUCCGAGAGUUCCUCAACUACCCCAUGCAGAGCGAGUGGCAAAGAAAAGAGUUUCUGCACCUCACCAUCAUCCAGAACUUUGAUCGGGGCAAGUGCUGGGAGAACGGCAUCAUUCUGUGCAGGGAGCUCGCUGACCAGUAUGAGUCUUACUACGACUACAGAAACUUGAGUAAAAUGAGGAUGAUGGAAGCAUCUCUUUAUGACAAGAUUAUGGACCAGCAAAGACUAGAACCUGAGUUCUUCCGCGUUGGAUUCUAUGGAAAGAAGUUCCCUUUCUUCUUGCGGAAUAAAGAGUUUGUGUGUCGCGGCCAUGACUACGAGAGGCUGGAGGCUUUCCAGCAGCGGAUGCUCAACGAGUUCCCCCACGCCAUCGCCAUGCAGCACGUCAACCAGCCGGACCAGACCAUUUACCAGGCUGAUGCACAGUACCUGCAGAUCUACGCCGUCACGCCCAUCCCGGAGAGUCAGGAUGUGCUGCAGCGGGACGGGGUGCCGGACAACAUCAAAAGCUUCUACAAGUUUAAUCACAUCUGGAGGUUCAGAUACGACCGGCCCUUUCACAAGGGCACCAAAGACAAGGAGAAUGAGUUUAAGAGCUUGUGGGUGGAGAGGACAACCCUGACUCUGGUCCAGAGUCUCCCGGGCAUCUCCCGCUGGUUUGAAGUUGAGAAGCGAGAACUGGUGGAGGUGAGCCCGCUGGAGAACGCCAUCGAGGUAAUCGAAAACAAGAACCUGCAAUUACGCACAUUGAUCACCCAGUGUCAGAGCCGGCAGAUGCAGAACAUCAACCCCCUCACCAUGUGCCUGAACGGGGUCAUCGACGCCGCCGUCAACGGGGGGCUGGCCCGGUACCAAGAGGCCUUUUUCGUGAAGGACUACAUCAUGAAUCAUCCUGAGGACGGUGACAAGAUUGGACGCCUGAGAGAACUCAUGUUUGAGCAGGCUCACAUACUGGAGUACGGCCUCGCUGUCCAUGAGAAGUAUGUUCCCCAAGACAUGAGACCUCUUCAUAAGAAGUUAGUGGACCAGUUCCAUCUCAUGAAAUCCAGUUUGGGCAUCCAGGAGUUUCCAGCUUACGUGCGAGCGAGCCCCGUGCACUUCACCAACGGGAGCCCGCGGACCUGCAGAAACUCGGUGCAGAGCAUCAUUAGCCCAGAUGGAGGCAGGGGGGUCGCCAGGCGGAGCUGUGGCAGCUACCCUGCAGUGAAUCGUUACUCUUCAUCCUCGCUCUCAUCCCAAGCCUCCAAUGAAGUCAGCAACAUCACCGGCCAAUCAGAGAGCUCAGAUGAAGUCUUCAACAUGCAGCCCAGUCCUUCUACCUCGAGCCUCAGCUCCAACCAUUCUGCCUCGCCCAACGUCACCAGCUCAGCCCCCUCCAGUGCCAGAGGUUCGCCUCAGAUGGCAGAGAAACACAAGCAUUCCAGAGAAAAUACCUGUCUGUCUCCGAGAGAUCGACCAGUCAGCGCCAUCUUUCCCAAUCCCCUCGACCCUGCGCAGAGAGCUCCUCCGAAUCAGAUAGGUGAUACCACUCUACCACGGAGCGACCCCAACCUAUCAGCACCAGAUAAAGUGAGACCCACUCCCAGUAGCUGGAGCCUAGACAGUGUCAAAGAGGGUUCAGCAUCCUUCUCUGACUCUGUGGGCAGAUUGGUUUGCCCUCCUGUUCCUCCCAGGCCACCAUACUCAGGCUCCUCGGCUAAGAACAUGAGGUCCCAAUCCCCUGGCCCCACAUCCAGAUCUCCUCAAAAGACUGCAGUACCACCUUUCACCCCGUCGCCAACUGAGUGCCAGUCGGCCAGCCUGGUCUCCAACUCCCCCGCUCUGUCUGGCAGCUAUAGCAGUGGCAUCUCCUCCCUCAGUCGCUGCAGUGUGUCAGAGGCUUCAGGCACUGAGCUGCCCAUUGGAGACCACACACCGCACCCACUACCCCCACCUACCACCUUACCAAACUCUGUCUCCAGCAGCUCGGAUGAGCCGAUCCGCAGGGAGAACAAGACCCCACCUCCCUACAGUGUCUACGAAAGAAACAACCCCCGCAGACCUGUGCCGCUGCCACAUAGUCUCUCCAUCCCCCCUCAAACGGACCCGCCAGCCCUGCCACCCAAACCUCACCAGCUCCGCACAGGCAGCAUGAAGCUGGACGGAACCGCCGACCCUCGAGUUCCCAGACCGAGGCCUCUGCCCAGGAAGGUGUCCCAGCUAUAGGUGCCGUUUCAGGGUGAAGGUGAAAUAAACACACACUGGCGUAUUUUGCACUUUUAUACCCACUUUUAUUUGUGAUCUUCAGUUUGGCAUUCCAACACUGCAGUGGAAAACACCUAGAGGUCAACAGGUGAUCAGAAACAAACUACCAGAGGAAGAAAGUUCCCUUUCCUAGUCACUAGAGGCAUUGCAAUGACUUUGAUGUGGUCUUUCUGCACUUUUUAUCUCUAGUAUGUGCAAGUCACCAUAACACGUGUUUACCAGAACCUUCUAGACAAAUAAAACACAAUUUUGAUAGAAAUAAUAAUCUCAGAUAUAUGUAUAUUGGUAUAUAUGACAAUUGUUUUUGCCUUAAGUAUUGAAAACAGAGUCUUUUAUCUGAGUCUUGCACGUUUUUUAGUUUUUUUUUUAUAACAGUAUAUUUGUAUACUUUAUAGCUUAAAAGGUGCUAGAGGCCUCGAGUAUGCAUUUCAGUGACGAGUAGAAGACAGGGGUGUGUUCUCAUAGUUGUUUUCCUCAAGGGUGCAAAAAAUUAGAAUAAUUAUUUAUAUAAAAUUUUUAAUAAAAUUGCUUCAUUACCUGUUUUUGUGCCUGAUGUAACAAUUCUGACAAGCUAGGGCCAUGUUUGGUCUUUUUUCUGCAGCAAUAUUCAACAAAAUAGUUGUUUUUUGCACAAUGGAGGUAAAUUAGAGGCUGUUUUUAAAAACAUUCAGUAAAUUAGCAGGCUGGGGUGGUUUUAAACUUGGACUAAUAACGGAUCAAACUUAAGGCUAUUAUGUGAACACACCCAACUCCUCCUGCAUGACAUGUACGUGACAAGAUAUGUUUUGUGGGGAGGUUAGCAAUUAUUGUGCCAAAGGAACAAUAAUUUCUUUUUUUGCUUCUUCUUAAUUUUAAACUCGGGCCUGAAAUCAAAAAGCUUGGAAUUGCUCACUUGAAAAGACUUUUUUUUUUUACACCAAAAUCCAAAUUAGUGUCAACUCUGCUGGCCAGUUUUAAUUCUAGACAAGCACAAAUGAAGAGUUUACCAUCUCCAGCAUGACCAGUACUGUUAUUAGAAACUUAGUUUGUCACAAAGCAAGAAUUGGAACAUGACUUUUCCAAUCAUCAGUGACCUUAAACCGUCUGAUGACUUGAUAUUCUGCAGGAGAAACAUCCACAAACAAAUUCUAGUCAAAUAUUUGUACAGAUGACAUUUGCUUUCUGUUUGAUUAAAACCGUGGAUGUGAGCUGACUGCACGAUGAAUAGUUGCUCAGUUCAGCCGUGUCAUAAUUGUUCUAUGGUAUGCACAUUUUACACCAUUUUGUAAAAUAGAGGAAAUUAAAAAUACUCAACAAUUAACUGAUUUUUUUCCCUGUGAUGGGGGUGGGGGGGGGGAGCGGGUAGUGGGUAGCUUUUAGUAUUGUUUGUAUGUUUAUAAUUUUUUUUGUUGUGAAAAUUUUGAGAUUAAUUAUUCACAUUAAUCAGUACUUGAGAAUAUGUAAAUUAUGAGCAGAUUGAUGUAAGUAUGCCAAAUAUAAAAAAAUGAAAUUGUGUAUUACAAUUACUGUAAAUAUUGUGUUUUUAACAAAAUGUAGCUAUAACAAUUUACAGCUUUGAAUGUAAUGUUGAAGCAGCAAAUGAUUAUAAAUGUUCAGACUUUUAUUGUUUUGUGACUGUAGAAAAAUUAAAGUCAUGCAUAAUGACUCCAUUUGCAAGUUCAAUAAACUGCCCAAUGAAACACA